AUGAAUUCGAGUCCAAGGGAGAUACGAGUUGGGGCCUUGAAGAUGGAAGGUGUGUUGGACUUUGACACGAUCGACAUGGAACUAGAUGAAGACCUUCUAAAGAAACAGAGUAGGAGAUGUAGAGAUGAGUUCUUGAACUCACCGUCUCUUGACGAUGAAGAUGAAGACUUCAUAAUCCCAUUAUUCGAGAAUGUUGAAGAUGAUGAAGCACCCGUGGAAGAAGAACCUUUGGAUGACGAACAGGAGGAGGAAGAAAAUGUAGAUGAAGUUGUGGAUGAAGAGGAAAAUGAUAGUGAAGCUCAAUUUAAAUAUUCCACACAUGAUCCAAAUGUGAAAUGGAAUAGAAUGAAACCUCAAGAAGAAGAAAGGUAUGAAUCUCCACAGUAA
Molecule: messenger RNA, 387 nt
Organism: Lactuca saligna
Lineage: Eukaryota; Viridiplantae; Streptophyta; Magnoliopsida; Asterales; Asteraceae
Source: the annotation of a GenBank genome assembly